ACCGUGGCCAGUUCCGCGUAAAUGAAUUUCAGGUAGUGAAGUUUCGACCGUUUCACGGAGUUUUCUAAUAGAUUUCCCAAUAUUCUUACGACAAGAUAACUAAAUUUUCGGAAAAAUGGUGUUGUUAACAAUGAUUGCGAGGAUAGUAGAUGGUUUGCCGUUGGCGGCGACUAUGCAAGAAGACGAACAGGUUAGAAAUCUUGGCAGAAGCAUCUUAGAGUACCAAAAUCAGGCAAAGCUGUUAUUUAGAAAGUUGGGUCCACAGUCUCCAGCUAGAUGUACUAUAGAAACGGGCCAGUAUUUAUUCCACUACCUGAUUGAGAAUGAAGUAUGCUACUUGGUAUUAUGUGAAAGGAAUUACAGUAAACGUGUGGCUUACAGUUAUCUUGAAGAUAUUGCACAAGAAUUUAAUUCUUUAUAUGGUAGACGUGUCAACACAGUAACAAGGCCUUAUAGUUUUAUUGAAUUUAAUACUUACAUUCAGAAAGCAAAGAAAGUUUUUUUGGAUGGUAGGUCUAGAAGAAAUAUGAAUGCUCUGAAUACACAACUACAGGAUGUACAAAGAAUCAUGGUCCAAAACAUAGAUGAUGUCUUACAAAGGGGUACAGUUCUUUCAGAGCUCGAUACAAAGACACAAAAUUUGUCCAUGUUGUCGCAGAAGUACAAGAAGGAUGCAACUAUUUUAAAUAGCAAAUCAAUGUACGUGAAAGCUGUGGCUGGGUUGAUUGCAUUUCUGGUCUUCCUUUUGUAUUUCUUUGUUCUUUAG
Dufourea novaeangliae is the source of this 766-nucleotide messenger RNA. It is a transcript of the gene Sec22, whose product is annotated as vesicle-trafficking protein SEC22b. Lineage: Eukaryota; Metazoa; Arthropoda; Insecta; Hymenoptera; Halictidae. The record is from RefSeq and is a predicted model, not a curated record. Bases 116 to 766 code for a protein of 216 amino acids. The transcript is spliced from 5 exons. Gene Ontology annotation, biological process: endoplasmic reticulum to Golgi vesicle-mediated transport; vesicle fusion with Golgi apparatus; retrograde vesicle-mediated transport, Golgi to endoplasmic reticulum. Gene Ontology annotation, molecular function: SNAP receptor activity. Gene Ontology annotation, cellular component: endoplasmic reticulum-Golgi intermediate compartment; Golgi membrane; ER to Golgi transport vesicle membrane.